AUGGGCCAAUCGCAGUCGCUAUCGCUGGUCGAGGCGUCGGAGCUGAUUCGCCAGCAACUCUCUGCUGACGUGUUCGUCUCCCAUUUGCUCGCCGUCGAGCCGCACUCGUGGCGUCGCCCGCCAUUACCGCACAGCGGACUAAUAGUGUGCGAGAGGUGGAUGAGCGCGGAGUGCGCGUGGCUUCCUCUAAGGCUAUGUCCCCCCAUCCUUCUCCCCUUCUCUCCUUUUCCUUCCCAUCCCUCUCCCCCAUCCCUCUCCCCCAUGCCUCUCCCCCAUCCCUCUCCCCCAUCCCUCUCCCCCAUCCCUCUCCCCCAUCCCUCUCCCCCAUCCCUCUCCCCCAUCCUUCUCCCCCAUGCCUCUCCCCCAUCCCUCUCCCCCAUCCCUCUCCCCCAUCCCUCUCCCCCAUCCCUCUCCCCCAUCCCUCUCUCCCAUCCCUCUACCCCAUCCCUCUCCCCCAUCCCUCUCCCCCAUCCCUCUCCCCCAUCCCUCUCCCCCAUCCCUGAUAUGAAGAUAGAGCCGACUAAAAAACAACCACCUCCCUGUCCCUCUCUCCCCCAUCUCUCUCCCUGCCCCUCUCUCCCCCAUCUCUCUCCCUGCCCCUCUCUCCCCCAUCUCUCUCCCUGCCCCUCUCUCCCCCAUCUCUCUCCCUGCCCCUCUCUCCCCCAUCGCUCUCCCUGUCCCUCUCUCCCCCAUGCCUCUCCCCCAUCGCUCUCCCCCAUCGCUCUCCCCCUAACAGGUGGAGGUGGAUGA
Closterium sp. Naga37s-1 is the source of this 750-nucleotide messenger RNA. NCBI's taxonomy places the organism in Eukaryota, Viridiplantae, Streptophyta, Zygnematophyceae, Desmidiales, Closteriaceae. The record is from the annotation of a GenBank genome assembly.